AGUAACUAUUCUUAAGCGUGUAAGAAGAGUGUGUACAUUUUGCAAAUUUGGUGUUAUUUCAUCUCAUGAAUCAUGCAACGUUUAAUUCGUUCAACCUUCCCAUCGUUAGGUUAUCUACAAUCUAGUAAAUUUUCAUCAAUACCGGCUCCAAAAUCAUCACCAGAAAUUCUCUAUACUGGAAUAUUUAUUAAUAACGAAUGGCAUAAAAGUAUCGGAGGCAAGAUAUUCCUGAGCAUAAACCCCUCCAACGAGCAGACUAUCGCGGAAGUUCAACAAGGUGGCAAGGAAGAUGUUGAAGUAGCAGUAGCAGCUGCACGAGAUGCUUUCAAGUUUGGAUCACCAUGGCGUCGAAUGGAUGCUUCAAAGCGUGGACAGCUACUAUACAAACUUGCAGAUCUUAUGGAACGAGAUCGAAUAUAUUUGGCAAGUUUGGAAACACUUGAUAAUGGAAAACCAUAUUAUAUGUCGUACAAUGUAGAUCUUCCAAUGGCAAUAAGCAAUCUACGUUAUUAUGCCGGAUGGGCUGACAAGAAUCAUGGUAAGGUGAUUCCAAUGGAUGGAGAUUACUUUGUAUACACUCGUCAUGAGCCAGUGGGUGUUUGCGCUCAAAUUAUUCCUUGGAACUUUCCAAUUCUUAUGGCUGCUUGGAAAUUCGGACCUGCCUUAGCUACCGGAAACACUAUUAUACUAAAACCAGCACAGCAAACUAGUUUGACUGCACUUUACAUGGCGCAACUCACUAAAGAAGCAGGAUUUCCAGCAGGCGUGGUUAACGUUGUACCUGGUUUUGGAGACACAGGUGCUGCUUUAGUAGAGCAUAAUAAUGUGGAUAAGGUAGCGUUCACUGGUUCAACUGAAGUAGGUAAAAAAAUUCAGCAAGGAUCUGGAUUGAGCAAUUUAAAAAGAACAACCUUGGAGCUUGGAGGAAAAAGUCCAAACAUAAUUCUUUCCGAUACCGAUAUGAAUCAUGCUGUGGAGACAUCUCACUUUGGAUUAUUUUUCAAUAUGGGGCAAUGCUGUUGUGCCGGCUCUCGAACUUUCAUUGAGGAUAAGAUUUACGAUGAAUUCGUUGAACGUAGUGCAGAACGCGCAAAAAAACGUACAGUUGGUAAUCCUUUCGACUUGACAACCGAGCAUGGUCCUCAGAUCGACAAGACCCAGUUUAAUAAGAUAAUUACUAUGAUAGAAACAGGAAAAAAAGAAGGUGCAAAAUUAGUUGCUGGUGGAAAUGGAUACGAUGGACUUCCAGGAUAUUUUAUUCAACCAACUGUAUUUGCGGAUGUCCAGGACGAAAUGACAAUUGCUCGUGAAGAAAUAUUUGGGCCCGUUCAGCAGCUUAUUCGUUUCAAAUCUUUGGAUGAAGUGAUUCAGCGUGCAAAUAAAACUGAUUACGGUUUAGCUGCAGCCGUGUUUUCUAAAGAUAUUGACAAGAUUAAUUAUCUUGUUCAAGGAUUACGUGCCGGUACAGUUUGGGUUAAUACCUACAAUGUUUUAUCAGCACAAGCACCGUUUGGUGGUUACAAAAUGUCAGGACUUGGUCGUGAAAACGGUGAAUAUGGUUUACAAUCAUAUACUGAAGUAAAAAGCGUAAUCACUCGUAUUCCUAUGAAAAUUUCAUAAAACAUUGCAUUUAUUUAAUAGUUUUGAUGAAGAAAAACCUGUUCAAUUUGUUUCAAAUAAAAUCGAUUUGAAUGACGCCAAAUAAA
Malaya genurostris is the source of this 1706-nucleotide messenger RNA. It is a transcript of the gene Aldh, whose product is annotated as aldehyde dehydrogenase, mitochondrial. Lineage: Eukaryota; Metazoa; Arthropoda; Insecta; Diptera; Culicidae. The transcript has 5 exons. The coding region runs from base 73 to 1620 and encodes 515 amino acids. The record is from RefSeq and is a predicted model, not a curated record. Gene Ontology annotation, molecular function: aldehyde dehydrogenase (NAD+) activity.